CUGGAGCGAUCGUCGCGCCACCGUUCGGACGCACCGCAAUCGCGCGGACGCUCUCAUUCCGAAACACGACGUCGUUAGGUGCGUCUCACAGUCCACGAAUCCUCGAAUAAUACGCGCAUUAUACACGAAACUUUCGAAAAAAAAAAAAAUAAACGAAACGGGGUUAAAAGUUUACCAACUUUUUCACCCCUCUCCCGCCCCGAACAAGGAUUAACCAGUGCAACAACAUGACACUAAACUUAAGUGAAAAGUGCUUCUUAUUCUGAUACAACAGAAACUACAAAAGUGUUCGAAAACUUUUGUUCCAACUGAAGUUCUUAAGGAACGUUUUGGUGCUUCGUUUAUAAAAGUGCACGAAAAGAUGCCAUGACAAUUCAUUAGUGAAACUUCCACCUCGACAGUGUUUGUUGUUCUUUCUUUUUUUUUUAGUUUGCGUUCUUCUGUUUUGGAUUAUUUCGUGAUUUCCGGAUAAAAAGCGACAAAUACAAAACUUGAUCACAAAAAAAAAAAAAAAAAAUUAAACGAGAAAGUGUUCGAUCGGCCCAACAAAAAUGAUGACGGAAUUAGCAAGGAUUUCCUUCGCGCUCCUCGCAUUACAUGUCCUUGUUGCGUUUACCGUGAACAUAAAGGAUACGAGGGAGGGCGAGGAUGUGACUCUGGAGUGUCGAUUUCCGACGCCCCAGACCGGAAAGGUGACUUACUAUUGGGCGAGGACGAUCAAACAGGUCUACGACAACGUCGCAAUCGAGAAGGUUCCACUGGAUAACAACUACAGAUUGAACUUUCAGCCUGAAAAGGGUAUCUACGAUUUACUGAUAUCCAACACCAGCUACGAUCGCGACAACGGCGAGUUCGAAUGCAAAGUGAAGGCGGGCGGUUCCGGCGCGAAUCUUCACGCCCAAAACUACACCCUCACCGUGCUCACAGCACCCCAGAUUCCCACCGUGACCCCGGGCACUUACGUGACCUCCACCGAAGGCAAGAAGAUGGAGUUGACGUGCUCGAGCAUCGGCGGUUCCCCGGACCCAGUAGUCAGAUGGUACAGAGAAGGAUCGACGUAUCCCUUGGAGUCAUCGUUAAAGAAUGGAGGAUCUAGGGACCAUCCGACGACGGCCACUCUGUCUAUAAUGCCCACAAAGGAGGACGAUGAUGCAGUUUUUCGGUGCGAGGUGUGGAACAGGGCAAUGCCCGAAGGGAAUAAGUUCAGGACGAACGUCACGCUGAGCGUCAAUUAUUUUCCGCGCGUCGAGGUCGGACCCGAGAAUCCUCUGAGAGUGGAAAGGGACUCUCCGACGACGCUUCAGUGCACCGUCGAUGCUAAACCAAAGGUAUCGGAUGUUCGUUGGACCAGGAACGGACGCGUCAUCAGCACUUCGUACACACACGCCCUGCACAGGGUCAGCAUUCAGGAUGCGGGUAAAUACACGUGCAGCGCGGACAAUAACUUGGGGAAGAUCGGUGAGAGGGAGAUCGAGUUGGACGUGCUGUUCGCUCCCAUCAUCACUCUGGAGGCGAAGACCAAGGAGGCGGAAGAGGGUGAAGCCGUGACGAUUAAAUGCAACGUGACCGCGAAUCCCUUACCGACGACCGUCGAAUGGGUGCUCGAAGGAAAACCGGAUUUCCGGCAAUCCGGAGACACUCUGCAUCUGAACAGCGUGACCGCAGACCACGCCGGCACCUACAUCUGUCGCGCCGUCAACGUCAUCACGCCCAGCGCUUUCCCGACCAGAAGAACCGAGAAAGUCACCAACGAAUCUAUAGCUUUACUCAUCCGCCACAAGCCGGGGAAAGCCAGGAUAACACCCGACAAACCUGUCACGACGGAAGGAUCACCCGUAACUCUCAGCUGCACCGCGACUCCUCCAGGAUGGCCGAAACCUCAGUACCGUUGGAUGCGCGCCAACAACGACGGACAGAUGACCGUUCUCAGCACCAGAUCUCAAUACACCAUCUCCAACGCUCAGAUCUCCAACGAAGGCACCUACCACUGUCAAGCCACCAACGAGCUCGGACCCGGCGAGAUCUCUUCCAUCAGCCUCGAAGUUUACCAACCACCGAGUUUCAAAUUCAAGCUGAAACCAUCCGAAACGAAACGAGUCGGCGACCAGAACUUCUCCAUCGCCUGCAGCGCUAAAGGCAAACCGAAACCAUUCGUCAAGUGGCUGAAAGACGGUGAAGAAUUAACUGCGGACACCAAUCUUUACGAGGUCAUCCCCGAACUCACCGAGUCCAGCAACGGAGCGGUCAGCGUGCAGAGCAUCUUGAAGUUCAGAGGAAAAGCGCGGCCGGGCGGAAACGAACUGCUUCCAUCCGAUCGCGGAGCGUACUCCUGCUCCUUCGAGAACGAAGUCAAGAAGACCGAAUCCACAAUGCACUUGAGAAUCGAACAUAAACCGAUAAUCCUUCAUCAAUACAACAAAGUGGCUUACGAUGUAAGGGAGACGGCUGAGGUCGUGUGCAAGAUUCAGGCAUACCCGAAACCCGAAUUCAAAUGGUACUACGGUUCCAACAAGUACCCACUGACCACGUCCUCCGAGGGCAAUUACGUGAUCAGCAAUUCGAUCGAUGCCAAUGACGUGUACACGAGUGUCCUCAAGAUAUCCGACAUAAAGAACCACAAUUACGGCGAAUACAAUUGCCAAGUGGUGAACGAUCUGGGCAGCAUCGACGCCAGGAUUCGUCUGCAGAAGAAGGGCGCGCCGGAGAAACCGACGCAGGUGACUGCAGUCCACGUCGGACAUAAUUUCGUUACACUGAAUUGGGAGCCCGGAUUCAACGGAGGCAUUGCGAACACCAAAUACUUUGUCUCGUACAAGAAGGUGCCCGGAAAUGAUAACAUCAUCGUGGAGGGUUGCGGAACGAUCACGAAGGCUGCGGAUUGGUCGGAGGCGGAUUGCCACCAGAAUGUCCCGUGCAACGUGUCCCAUUUAGAUCAACAUCAGAGCUACAUUUUUAAGGUGAAAGCUUUGAACACGCAAGGGCAGAGCGAGAACUCGCAGGAAAUCAGCGCGACGACCCGAGUGGACCGGAUCCCGCUGCCGGAUCGAGUGGCCUAUGACCCGGCCACACACGCUUUGUCCAUUAACAUUCCGAUAACUUGCCUUCCAUUAGUCGCCGUUGUCGAAUCCCUUGGACACGAUUUGCCAAUACCCUCGUGGCAGGUCAUCGAUACUCUUCCCUUACAAGUAUCCGGACUCACGCCGACUUAUAAGGAAGCCAACCUGGAGCAGCUCAUCGCGAGAAGUUACAAAGUCAGCGGAAGAUCUCUUGCGGACGAACCCAUCGGCGUCAACGACGAUUACUCAUCCAAGAUCCGCGUCAAGUUCUGCUUGAGGACGCACGACGAACAUUGCGGCAAUUUCGUGGACGCAGAACUCGGUCACGCUUACAUCAAGGAAGCCUCAGCUCUAGCUACACCAACCUUAAUAGCCAUAGUCGUCUCGUGCAUAGUCUUCGUUCUCUUUGUAGGACUCCUUCUGAUGUUCUGCAGAUGCAAACGUAAUCAAACCAAGAAGACCCAGAGCAAGGACUACGAGAUGGACUCCGUCCGACCGACGAUGACCCAACAGAACCAGGCGCCUCCACCGUACUAUCCCUCAACGGGAAUGGAGAACAAAGCGCUCGAGCAUUCACUCGAUUUGGCCUUAACCAUGGAGGAUCAGAAGAGCGUGUACGCCACGCAGAACGGAUAUGGUUAUCACGUCGCCAAUCCCGACAUCCAAGGCAGACAAAACAUCAAUAACGGCGAUUGGGCGAACAUGGGCUAUCUGGAAAACAGCUACUCCAACUCGAACAACGGCGGCAGCGUCAACUCUCAAGAUUCCCUGUGGCAGAUGAAGAUGGCCGCAGCCGCAAACAAUUCCGUCAACCAAUUGCCACCGCACAUGAACGUGGAUCGUCAGAAUUCCUACGGAUACGAUCCCAUCACCCACGGUGGUUACGGCGCCGUCGACGAUUACGCUCCCUAUCCGCACAUCACGACGCAGAGCAACCACGGUGAUGAGUACAUGAGGAACAGCAACAAUCCAUCCAGACAGGAUUACUGCAGUGAUCCCUACGCCGCCGUCCACAAACCCAAGAAACGCAUUGAACAGCAUAUCGAUUCGCCGUAUCACGAUGUCAGCGGCCUGCCCGAUCCCUACUUGGAGCAAUUGGAGGAUGAAAAGCCACCUCAGCACAUGUCCCUGAACUACGAGGAAAGUUUGGAGAGCGGAUAUUCCACCCCCAACUCGAGGACGAGGAGGGUCAUCCGAGAAAUAAUCGUCUAAAUCCGCGAACUGCUCAAGGCGGAAGGAAGACCAUCACACUUAACAAUAAACAGAACGAAGAAGACGUGGUAGAAGAAGACGGAAAAAAAAGAUGCAGAAGUAACGAGGAAAAGGAAUAAAGAAUAUAUAUGUAUAGAUAUGUAAUAUCAGCGUGGAUAGGAGAAGACGACCAAACGGACGUUUCAUUUUCUAACUAAUUUGUAUUAAUUACUAUGAAAAUAUCGUGUAGGAUCCUAAGAGCGAGAGAGACAGUGCUUUCCGAGAAAGAAAAGUGGAGAUUUUUUCGGCGGACGGGAAAAAAAUUGCAAGAUAAAAAAAAACAUAAGGAUAAAAAUUGAUUUCUCUUCACGUGUACCUGAGGGAACCACUUAUAUUAUUUAUUUGUUUGUUUUAUUAUUAUUUCUUUUAAUGGAUGUUUAUUAUGUUCUCUGUUCGAAUGGAAGUUGUUUUUUUUUGUUGUUUCGGAGCGCCAUUUUGUGAGUGAUAUACCUGUAAUAAUACGCGAGGUGAAUGAAGAAUGUGAAAGGAAAAAAGGAUGUUUUUGCCAUUGCUCGAUUCGUCCGAAAGAGUGUGAGAAUUUUUGUAUGUUUUAUUAUAACUAUUAUCAAUUUAUAUAAAUGAAUCGUGUAACGUGGAGCGAGCUCGAACAAUUACAUAGCAAUACGAACAAUUGUUUAUUAAUUUUUGUUUCCAUGGAAAUGUGAUUAUACUUGCAAUAAGUAAUUUGUUGUAUAGAAACCAAUCGUUGUCUUGGUUUUUAUAUAUAUAUAUAUAAUAUUAUUAUGUUUAAUUCGAAGGACGAACGGCUCGAGCGGUUCCAAAUCCAAACGAUUUUCAGGAAUCCUGCGACGCCGAAUCCGCGUCGCAGGAUUCCGAAAAUUCGACAGUUCGAUUUUAGUUCAACUUUUUUUUUUAUUUUCGUGCCAAAACUCCGGACCGGACGAGUCGUUCCCUCCUUCGCAUUGAGUACUUAAAUGCGUGUUUCGAAUCGUUUCCGUCUCAUACGAAGAAGAGGAAAUGUUAAAGAAGAA
Molecule: messenger RNA, 5299 nt
Organism: Nicrophorus vespilloides
Lineage: Eukaryota; Metazoa; Arthropoda; Insecta; Coleoptera; Silphidae
Gene: ed
Product: hemicentin-1
Exons: 10
Coding region: 552-4268 (1238 amino acids)
Biological process (GO): cell-cell adhesion
Cellular component (GO): cell-cell junction
Molecular function (GO): cell adhesion molecule binding
Source: RefSeq, a predicted model, not a curated record